UUAGAGCAGCUAAAAAAAGUAAUUCAUUAGUCCAAUUAUUGGUACUGAAAUGACAUAUAGUGUUUUCUGGCAAUUCGAGCUUUUAAUGCUGGGCUUCAUCAUUAUGCCUCUGUGUGGUCUGCGAGACCUUUUACCUGAAAAGUUUAUUCCAUCACAUCUGUGUGCAGUGAGAUCUGGUGUGUGCAUCUGUAUUUAUGAGCUCUCUGAGUUGCUUUCAAAAGAGGGAAAAACAUCUGCUUUUGUUGUGCUUGGAGCGCAUGCUGUCACUGCAUGUGGGGUGUGCGGUGCGGUAUGGAAGCGCUGUUUCGUUUUAUUAGAAGGGUCACUUCACAGCCUCUGUUCAGAUACACACAUAAAGAAAUAUAUUUCUAUAAAUGGUAAGGUCCUACAAAGAAGCUACAGAAGAAAAGUAACUUUUUUUUAAUCAGAUUUGACCUUCCUCUGUAACUUUACAGGUACUGUAAUUUAAUAUAUAACAAUGUCUAGAUUGUUCCCCAGCAACAAUGUUUUCAAACAUACAUGAGUCUUUUCUCUGCACAUGCUAACACUUUAAGAAACUCCCCCAUGAGCUUGCUUGCUUUCAAUGAAAUCUCACUACAUUACUUACAUGUUUUUAAAGUUGGAAAAAUGGCAAAAGUGAGGCCUUGAAUGCAAUGCUAGUAGAAAUAUUUUUUCUAUGUGUGUAUCGCUUUAGUGUUUACAACUGAGUUAUGUUUUAGCUUGGUAAACUUCUCUGUGACGUUGCUUGGAAGUUGCGCUAGUUACACACUGCAGCAGUCUCUUCCUUUCUAACUCCAGCCUGUACUUCAUUAGCCUUCUGCUAUUCCCAGAACUCCUGUAGAUGUGACUCCUCUUUUCCGAGAUGGAGGAAUGUUUCUCCCUCAGGUCCGACUGAUGGUACGGGUUGAGGCCUGGGCAGGGGCCUCGGCCUGUUUGUUCAGGAUGUGUUUGGAGGAAAGAGAGAUUGUCGAUUCUCCCCCCACCACCCCUCCAAAUCCCUGGAUCCUGUGGCUGAAAAUCACUGCCAGCCGUGCUGACGUGCUUAUCCAUGCCUACAUCAGAGCUCAUGGAGGGGGGGCUCCUGGUGGAUAAAGAGCCAGACGGAGGGACAGUCGGGGCUAAUAUUGUGAGAUCAUAUUUCAAGGCUUGUACAGUCACUAUCAGGAAGUGGUGUGGCAUGACAUCACUGCUUCCCCCACCACUCAACAUUGGGUUCCACAAUGCUCACAUAUUAAAGUCCAAAACAUGUAUAAAACAUUCAUUUCAAAGUCAUUUGAAGCCACUUGUAUCCACCGAAUAAUUAAUAUCUGACUCUGUAAUAGUUCUCCCGCUCUUUUUCCCUUUUCCACCAGCCAUUUAAGCUUAAAAUAUCAGUGCAGAUCUUAAAAUGAUGCACUCUCUUCUUAUUCCCAGCUUUUUCCCUCCAUCACUGGCAGCUGACCUCGCUCUGUAGAGUUUUCACUGACUGUACAGCAGUACUUAUUCUCACUCUCUUUCUUCCAUUUGCUUUCACUCAAACACUCUUUGGAUGCUAGGCUGGUAAAAAGCAGAGUAGUUAUUAACAAAAUGUAGUAAAGAAGCUGGCUCACAGGUCUCACCCGGGGAAAAUUAUUACAGUUAGAGUUUUAACUUUUGCCUUAAUAUGUUUUUAAAUUAAUAUAAUUAUUAUUUUUCUUUUUAGAUGUGCACUGCUGUAAUUAUUAACGGUGGCAUGCAUUUUGUGUUUUCAAUGAUUUCAAUUAAACUCAAUUCGUUUUACCAUCUUAUUAGCAUAAAUUGAAAUUUAUUUUGGUUCAUAAAUAAUUACAGAAGCAAUUAAGCAAAACAAUGAAAAGGCAAUUAUUCCCAACAAAUUGGUACAAAAGAAAAAAAAAUUUAAACUGCAUUACAUAAUGAUAGCAAUACUUUAGUUAUCCUAAGAGCUCUGUCAGGUUACCGUUAGCAGGUAAAUACUGAGAUUAACAUUCUAACAUUUUCACAUUAACAGUGCUAAGCUUAAAUAACAUCUACGGGGUCUAAUGAAGCAGAUAAGACACGCAAAGUUGACCUGAUAAUAGUGCUAGAUGAAAAUUAGGAGGAUCAGUAAAGUCAUUAAACUCACUGUGUGUACAAAAUGUCAUUGCAAGCAACGCAAAAAUUAAAAUGAGUUGAGCCACCGACCCAAAAAUGGACAUUAGUGCUGGUUUGGCUAAAAAUGUUUGUAGACUUUGAUUACAAACCAUCAUUUUGGUAUUAAAAGAAAAAUGAAGCCAAAUGAACUAACAAAGUCUAUGUCAGAGAAAUGUCACAUUUGUUAAAUGCCCACUCCUCCUGACUAAUGUCCAAAUCCCUUGUGUCAUCAUAACGUUAAUUCUUCAUUUAUCUCAAAUGAAGAAAUAAAAAACAAUGACUGCCACCUGCAAGCACACAGUGACAGCACACACAGUGUAAUUUUUAACUCCAGGGAUGACAGCUUUGACAGAUGGUUGGGAACUUUUAUCCCAGCUGUGAUUAUGCAAUGAAGUAUGAUCUUGAAUGUGUUUUGCUAGGUACUAGCGUUGCUGCAGCUAUGUAAAGGGCAAGUCUGGCUCUGUUGCUGUGCACUGGUCCAUACUAAAACACUAUGUGUAUUUUCUACCCUGAGGGGAGUUGGUAAGCAUUUACUUAGCUUGACGUUUCACUGUCUGACUGUGGGUUUGGCUGACCUUGAAUGGCUCAUCUCCACUCCCUCAUAAGUUUACUGGCCAUUUUACUAGAUACAUCUUGCUAAUACUUGUUUGAAGCUCCUUUUGCCUUCAGAAAUGCCUUAAAUAUUUGUGCCACAGAUACAGCGAAGUGCUGGAGACACCCUCAGAGAUUUUGGUCCUUAUUGACGUGUUAACACCACACAGUUGCUGCAGAAUUGUGAGCUGCAAAACCAUGAAGUUGAUCUCCUGUUCCACCACAUCUCAAAUGUGCUCUAUUGGUUUAAGAUUUAGUGACGAUGGAGGCCAUUUGAGUACAGUAAACUCAUUGUUAUGUUUAAGAAACCAGCUUGAGAUGAUUUGAGCUUUGUGACGUGACACAUUAAGCAGCCAUCAAAGAUGGGUACACUGUGGUCAUAAAGGGAUGGGCGUGAUCAGCCCAUUAGUUUGGUAAGCUGUGGUGAUUUAACAAUGCUCAGUUAAGAAAUAUCCCCUGUGAAAUACCAGUGUGAACCAUUGAUACAAGAAAGAAUGGAUCCAUGCUUUCAUGGUGUUAACACCCCUACCGUCUGAAUGACCCUCAAACCAGGCACAAUUUUUCCACCCAUCUCUUUUCUACUUUUGGUGAGGUCAUGCAAAUUGUAACCUCAGUCUCCUGACAGGAGAGUUGGCUGACAAGAGUAAUACCAGUGUGGUCAUCUGGUGCUGUAGCCCAUCUGCUUCAAGGUUUGUUGUCUAAGUUGUUCAGAGAUGCUCUUCUACGUAACUUGGUUGUAAUAAGUAAAAAUUUUAGUUACUUUCCCCCUCCUGUCAGCUUGAAGCAGUCUGACCCUCGCUGGAUAGUUUUUCCUUUUCAGUUCUCUGUAAAUCAUAAAGAUGGUUGAAAAUCCCGGUAGAUCAACAUUUUAUGAAAUACUCAGACCAGCCUGUUCGGCACCAACAACCACCCCACGUUCAAAGUCACUUAAAUCCCCUUUCUUCCUCAUUGUGAUACUUAGUUUGAAAUUCAAGAGGUUAUCUUGGCAGUGUCUGCAUGCCUAAACAUAUUAAGUUGCUUCUACAUGAUUGGCUGAUUAGACAUUUUUGAAUGGGUGUAGUUAUGAAAGUGUCCUAUGAGUGUGUUCUUUCCACUUGCAUCCAAAUGCCAUCUUAUUUUGUGGAAUUAGGCUGAGUAUUUUCGGGAUUGUGCUUUUCCUAAAAAUUAUUAAUGAUGGUUUGGCAGCCAAGUGCAAUCUGUUUUAAUAUUUCACUCUAAAAUCUUUAGUUGAAAAGCAGUAGUGCUUUUUUGGAGGGGGGCGUUAUUCUCCAAAGCAUUUGUGUUGAUCUGAAAACUAAGCUGCCUGAAGCCUUUGCAAACAUCCAUGACUCAUAUGUUAAUCACUAAUAAUGACUUGCCUUAAGCCUUGCAAGUGUAGUUAUUGCAAUUUUGAAAACAUUUUCAAUUUCUGUUGCACUUUCUCUGUUAAUCACAAAUCUAGGGACAUCAAAAGACAUGCUGUGGGUUGUAAAUCCAGUUCAAAUUUCCUAAAUGACAAGUAUAAACUCAGCUGAGGCAGAUAUUACAUCUGAGCCUCGCUGUCUUUUAUUAACCAUAAAAUCCUCGUGCUGAGCGGGGUUACUCGGAAGUCACAAAAAGAGUUUACACUUAUAUUACAGUACAUUUGCCAUCUGAACUCCUGAACCAAAUUCAGUUCCACUUUUUCGCUUGUGCUCUUUGCUGUGUUUGACAGGCUGUUGCCGAAUGUUGAUUUCAGGCAGUCCAAUAAAGGAAGUAGAUGUGUACGCUGCAUGGGUGUGUCAAGUCACAGUUCAAACACAUUAGGCUGCCAGUGAACUGUGCAUUAAUCGUAUCAGAGGAGAAGGGAAGUUGGUGUGAUGAUAGUUACAGAGCGGGUCGGCACCUCUGAAAGGCAUUUCUGUUUUUUGACUGAGGGAUCACUGAAGUUAUAUUUACUCACUCUUCUCCAAACUGGACUUUGUAACGAGAAUUGGAACAGAGUGUCGUCGCUACUGCGAAUAUGAUGUAAUUCUCCUGGGCCACUGAUUGGCCCCUGAGCUGACAUAAACCUGGAUUUCCUGGAGGAUUCUGUGUACUCUGGACUUCAUUUGACAGAAAGAAUGGUGGACAAGAUAUGGAGGAAGAGUUGGCAUUUUAUUGAAAAUAGACGGUCUCUUCGUAAGAGGCAGACCUCUAGUGUGGUAGAAUGUAAGAGUGAUGUGGAAGGGGAUGCACGGCCCAGUGAUAGUGGCCCUUCCUUGGAUGGGGGAGCCAGCUAUGGCCAGGGUCCCGUGACCCACGGCUCAGCCAUCAGCCCCGACCGAUUUGACAGCCCACUUUACAGCCACGGGGUCCAGCCUGGGCCUCAGAGGCCCCGACGACCCAAGCUCCAGCACUCACAGUCCAUCCUCCGUAAGCAGGCUGAGGAGGAGGCCAUCAAGCGGUCCCGAUCGCUCUCUGAGAGCUAUGAGCUCUCUGCUGACCUCCAGGAUAAACAGGUGGAGAUGCUAGAGCGCAAAUAUGGUGGACGAUUCAUAACUCGACAUGCAGCUCGAACCAUUCAGACGGCGUUCCGCCAGUAUCAGAUGAACAAGAACUUUGAACGUCUCAGGAGUUCUAUGUCAGAGAACCGUAUGUCCAGACGCAUUGUACUUUCUAACAUGAGGAUGCAGCUCUCAUUUGAGGGCCCCGAAAAAGUCCACAGCUCAUACUUUGAGGGGAGGCAGGUGUCCAUGACGGAGGACGGCACCCCGCUGUCCAUGGUGCAGUCAGAAUGCGGAGAUAUAGAGGUUCACCAGCAGGCCAACAUGGCACACCCUCCACCGCAGGGUGACCUUACAGAUGCCAUCACAGAGCUGGAGGACGCCUUUUCAAGACAAGUCAAGUCUCUGGCUGAGUCGAUAGAUGAUGCUCUGAACUGUCGCAGCCUUCAGGGGGAUGAGGGUCCUGACCCAGAGGCUAUCGGCUGCUCCGAGAGACAGGGGGAUGUGCAGUAUCAGGUGAAGUCUCACCAUAGGGCAGCUGGACGGAUGCGCGAUGAAACGAUGGCGUCUUAUAGCGAUGUUACUCUGUUCAUCGAUGAGGAGGACAUGUCCCCUUCUAUUGCCUUGUCCAGGUCAGGGGACCAGCCCUCCAGCACAGAAUCAGACUUACGGUUGCGGUCAGUUAACUCCUCUCAAGAAUACUGGCCUAUUGACCCCAAAGAUGAGGGUCGUGACACAGACACAAGCUGCCGCAGCACUCCUUCUCUAGAGUGCCAAGAGCAGCGUCUUAGAAUGGACCAUCUUCCUCUGUUGACCAUAGAACCUCCUAGCGAUAGCUCCGCAGAGCUCAGCGACCGGUCAGAGCGGAGCACUGUCAAACGGCCACCUGUGUAUGAACCUCACGGCCACAUUGUAACAUCGUCCCAAGCAAGCCCCAAACACAUUUCCCACGGGCCCCCACCACGAGCUCCCUCCCGUGACGACGACGCGCCUCUUCGCCACCGCCACAGACAGUUAGAAAGCCACUUGGCUAUCAACGGCUCAGCUAACAGACAGAGCAAGUCAGAGUCCGAUUUCUCCGAUGGGGACAAUGACAGCAUCAAUAGCACAUCAAACUCAAAUGACACCAUUAACUGCAGCUCUGAGUCCUCAUCAAGAGACAGCCUGCGAGAGCAGACCUUAAGUAAGCAGACCUACCACAAAGAGACUCGCAACAGCUGGGAUUCGCCCAUAUUCAGCAAUGAUGUUAUCCGGAAGCGACACUACCGCAUCGGCCUGAAUCUCUUCAACAAGAAGCCAGAAAAGGGCAUUCAGUAUCUUACUGAGAGAGGAUUCAUCCCUGACACGCCAGUCGGAGUGGCUCACUUCCUGCUGCAGAGAAAGGGGCUAAGCAGGCAGAUGAUUGGAGAAUUUCUUGGCAAUCGACAGAAGCAGUUCAACAGAGAUGUCUUGGACUGUGUGGUAGACGAAAUGGACUUCCAGGGCAUGGAGCUCGACGAAGCCCUGAGGAAAUUUCAGAACCACAUCCGCGUCCAGGGUGAAGCACAGAAGGUGGAGCGGCUCAUUGAGGCUUUCAGCCAGCGCUACUGCAUCUGUAACCCAACAGUAGUGCGGCAGUUUAGGAACCCUGACACCAUCUUCAUCCUAGCUUUUGCAAUCAUCCUCCUCAACACCGACAUGUACAGCCCCAACGUCAAGCCAGAGAGGAAGAUGAAGCUGGAGGACUUUAUCAAGAACUUAAGAGGUGUGGAUGAUGGAGAGGACAUACCCCGGGAGACUCUGGUCGGCAUAUACGAGAGGAUUCGUAAACGAGAGCUCAAAACCAACGAAGACCACGUCUCCCAGGUGCAGAAGGUUGAGAAGCUCAUUGUGGGAAAGAAACCAAUUGGAUCUCUCCACCAUGGCCUGGGAUGUGUGUUAUCGCUGCCGCACCGUAGACUGGUGUGUUACUGCCGUCUGUUUGAAGUGCCAGAUCCAAACAAGCUCCAGAAGCUAGGCCUGCAUCAGCGGGAGAUCUUCCUGUUCAACGACCUCCUAGUGGUAACCAAGAUUUUCCAAAAAAAGAAGAAUUCAGUGACCUACAGCUUCAGACAGUCCUUUUCUCUAUAUGGGAUGCAAGUCAUGCUGUUUGAAAAUCAGUAUUAUCCAAAUGGAAUCAGACUUACAUCAGCGAUACCAGGUGCAGACAUCAAAGUGCUUAUCAACUUUAAUGCGCCCAACCCCCAGGACCGCAAGAAGUUUACAGAUGACCUACGAGAGUCCAUUGCUGAGGUCCAGGAAAUGGAGAAAUACAGAAUAGAGUCCGAGCUGGAGAAGCAGAAGGGGGUAGUGAGGCCCAGCAUGUCGCAGAGCUCUGGCCUGAAGAAGGAAGCAGGCAAUGGGAACAUGAACCGGGCCAGUCUGGAUGAUAGCUACGCCAUGGGUGAGGGCCUGAAGAGGAGCGCCCUCAGCAGCUCCCUUAGAGAUCUCUCUGAAGCAGGCAAGCGUGGGCGUCGCAGCAGUGCAGGAUCACUAGACAGCAAUGUGGAAGGGUCCAUCAUUAGCAGUCCACACACACGAAGGAGAGCCAACACGCCUCGCGAGAGCGUGCCCCGCGGCCAUCCAUCCAUCCCUAACUCGGCAUCGACUUCCAUCCUCGGGUCGCUCUUUGGCAGCAAGCGAGGGAAACCGCCGUCUCAGAGCCACCCUCCUUUCCCCCAACCUGGUCACCCCACUCUCAUAUCGCACAAGCCCCACCCGACCAACCUCCAUCACACGGCGCAGGUGGUGCACGCAGUGCAGACCCAACACCACGGCCACCAUCCCCAGUACUGCACGCAGAAUCCCCCGCCUUACCACCACCACCACCACUACCACCCCCCACCUCACACGCAGUACCACCAGCACCCAGCCUACUCCUCACACGCACACCAACACGGCCAUUCGCAGCACGGCCAUUACAGCCAGCAUUCCCACCACACCUCGCACUCGCAGCACUCUCACCACCACAGUCAGCAAGUGGGUUCGGCGCCUGGCGGACCCAAACCCAAACACAGUGGCAUCAGCACCGUAGUGUGAUGCUCCUAACUCAGAGAGGAGAAGCAAGGAGGGAACUUAUUGAAGAAGGGACAUUUGCUUACACCAAAGGGACUGACAGCAUAACUCUAUGGCCUGUCCACUGUGUUUCUGCUGCUGUGAUGGAAACCAAUCACAUGCAGCCACCUUUUUUCACUUCCAGGUCCAAUAAAUAUAUGCAGGAUGGAUAUUGGACUCAAAUCUUCCACUAAGGGCCUUUACUAGCUUGCCUGAUCAGGGACUUUGGUCCCAUCGGGGUUUUGGGUGUACUGGGUAUGGGUGGGGUUCUGCACAGGAAGAUGCUCUUUGUUUUCCACAAACACCAUCCGGCCGUGACAGCUGAGGAGAAAAUAGGCUUUCUCACCAAGCUUCUCCCUGCUACUCCAUUCCCUCAAUAACCUGUCUUACCUUCACGUAACCACGGGGAAAAGAUGGCCUGAGACGAAAACUCAGCUGACUGUUUUCUCUGUCGCAAUGACAUCACUUGUCGUGCUCAGCCUUUAGGAAGUCAGUUUUUCAAAUCUUUGGUUUUGCGGAUCCCAACAUCAUCUGAAUGCUAUUUGUUGUUGCCUCCUGUAGAGCUCAUAUGUAGUGAAAAACCUAGAUGUAAUCAUUUCACACUAAAUUAAAUCAAAGGACAGGUGAAGAACUUGACUGAGUCAGUCAUAGUAGUUCUAGUGCUGUAUUUACUGUAGAUGACAGCUAUAUGUGUUGUCUCCUAGCUCUCAUAAAUAAAUGUGCCAAUUAUUACUGCAUAAUCUAUUUAGUCAAGACUUCAUGUACAGUAUAUUGUGUGUAAAGUAAUUUGUAAGAUUAUACUUGCAAUUAUUAUCAGCAAAAAUGAACUUUAUCAGUAUUAUACUGACUCUAUGGUAACAGGAUGUAGAUCUGAAAGGAGUGAACUCCCAUUUAGUCCGGCUGUUAAUCUAUUCUGGAAUUUUUGCCUUUCCAAAUGGAUUAGAAAGAGUCUCUGGAUGGCAGCUGUUGCAUAUGGGCCUCAAAAUGCUGUGCAGUCACAGCUGAAGCUUCAAAGCAGACUCCACUUGUCAACUUUAGGAGCCGAUAAAGUAGGUCGCUCGUUAGCUCUGCUUCCUUCCAAUAUUGUGGCUGCAUAAGACGUAACGUAGUGAAGAAUAACAGCGAAAAAGGCAUUUCCAAUGCUACGUGGCUCUGUUUCUGUUACAAAAGCAAAGUGCUGGACAUGUUAAGUCUGUUGCCUUUAACAUGUGCAACAUCUGCCUCCUUGACUCUCAAAAUCAGAAACAUUUCUUAGCUCUUCUUUUUGCCUUGUUUAGAAUAUUUUUUUAUUCACCAGGAUUCGGUGAGUGAAUAAAAUCAGUUCUUACAUAGUGAAGUAUUUUUUCAUCUUUUUUUCUAUUAUAUGUGCAAUAUCUUUGUACUGAUUUUGUACAUUAAGAACAAGCAAGGUGUCCCUCCUAUCUGUGCAUUUUUCGUGUCGCGUCAUUAUUUAUUUAUUUUGGUUUUUUUGACCCCUGUCAAGAGUCUUUUCUCAGUAAAUUAAUGUCUGGCUGUCCUCACGGUCUCAUUAGAGGUACAGACUUGGAGUUCAGUGGAAUGUCAAGUAAGUGAUAAUUUUGCAUGUAAUGUUGUUGAUGUGAGGCUAUCCUCUGCACAUUGUAUAACAAGUCAGUGUUACCAUAGCAAGUUAAGUGCAAUCAUGUUCAGAAAAUGCAGACUUGUACUGAAAGUGGAGGUCUCUUAUCUUGUCGUCAGGACAAGAUUCAGGUGAAAAAAGAGAAAUCUUUUUUUUUUUUCCAUUCAAAAUAAGGAAAAAUAUAUAAAUAUAUAUAUAAUACUUACACAGUUCACAGUGGAAAGAAGAAUGUGUGUAUAUAUUUUAAUAAAAGGGAAUAUACUUCUCCUUGGGCUGAACAGAAAUAUUUUGCUGGAUAAGCACAUUUGAAAGAACACUUUCAUUGUUUUCAGGAAAUGCAGUUACAAUAUACAAAAAUGCAAACUGAAGAAACAAACUGGGUAUAUGUAAAGAAUAACUUUCUACAUUCUACAAAUAAAAGUCUAUUCUAGUGUGUAAAUUAGUGACAGUAAACUGUUUGUCCCGAUAUUCAGGUUGUAAAUGUAUUUUAACAUUCACGAAGAAAAACCAUCGCCAUAAGUCAGGCUUACUCUCACACGUUUGUACUCAUGUGACUUAAGACGGACAUAUCACAUACUGGACAUUAAUGAUCAGCUGAAUGUGUCGCUCCACUGAUAUCAUAUCUUUGCUAUAACUCUGAUAUCUUGGGAUGAUUUGAAACUGUUUAAUUUGUUUAUUUUUUUGGUGUGUGUUGUAGUUCUUCAAAUGUCUACAGUCAUUCUUUGCGAGAAAGUACCCCGGCAAUGCACUGCAUGGAUCUGAUGCAUCAUGUGUCCUAUUCACUGUGAGCUAAUGGGGGGAUUCAAAAAAAAGUUGGCCUAUGAAUUUUGACUUCUCCUUUGGUUUUGAUUAGGUUGGAAUUUUCAGAUGUUGAUGUGUUCUUGUUGUUCCAUGUUAGCCUGGUAGUUACUAAAGCUCAGCAUGCAUUUCAUCAACAAAGCCAUUGUGUAAAUUAUAAACAUGAAGAACAUUGCACUUCCUUAGCUGAGGGCUUUCAUCGUGUAAAUACGGGAUUUUGAUGUGCAAACAGAUGAGCUGCUUGGCUUAGAGGGUUUAUCUUUAUGACGCUGUUAAGGGACCAAGACUGGGGCUUAAAGGAGAUGUACAUAAUGUGUAUAGGAUCAGUACUCUAUUCUCAAGUUAAGAUCAGGAUGUAUAUACAUCACCUCAUGGAUGGAUGUGAGGGGUGAUAUAUGAACAUAUCGACUGUCUCUGCCUCCAGCAGUGGUGAACUGACAUUUGCUGUAGAAAUCAAAAACAGACUGUUAGGAAGUUUCCUGCCAUUUACAUCCAGCUCUCUUUUCAUACGUACAGCCCAGCGUACACACAGACAGAUGACACACAUCCUGCUGCAAGCUGUUCAGUCUGGCGUGAGACACAUUAUAAAAAAAGGAGGAGAGAGGAAUGGCCUCAUUUAUAUGUGCAUUCUGUUUGUACAGUGAAUAGUCAGUCAGUAAGACCCCAGUUAUUGUAAAACUUCAACUGUGACAAUGUUGAACGCAAAAUAAACAAAUAUAUGACUUAUGGUA
This is a messenger RNA of Haplochromis burtoni (Burton's mouthbrooder), 11342 nucleotides long. RefSeq names its product IQ motif and SEC7 domain-containing protein 1. Bases 4782 to 8201 code for a protein of 1139 amino acids. Gene Ontology annotation, molecular function: protein binding; guanyl-nucleotide exchange factor activity. Gene Ontology annotation, biological process: actin cytoskeleton organization; regulation of ARF protein signal transduction. The transcript is spliced from 14 exons. Lineage: Eukaryota; Metazoa; Chordata; Actinopteri; Cichliformes; Cichlidae. The record is from RefSeq and is a predicted model, not a curated record.